Rhea pennata is the source of this 1845-nucleotide messenger RNA. It is a transcript of the gene NKX2-3, whose product is annotated as NK2 homeobox 3. Gene Ontology annotation, biological process: regulation of transcription by RNA polymerase II; cell differentiation. The record is from RefSeq and is a predicted model, not a curated record. The transcript has 2 exons. Gene Ontology annotation, molecular function: RNA polymerase II cis-regulatory region sequence-specific DNA binding; DNA-binding transcription factor activity, RNA polymerase II-specific. Bases 367 to 1350 code for a protein of 327 amino acids. NCBI's taxonomy places the organism in Eukaryota, Metazoa, Chordata, Aves, Rheiformes, Rheidae. Gene Ontology annotation, cellular component: nucleus.
GCCGCCCCGAGUGCGGCCUUAAUACAUUGCUAUUUCUGGCCGGGCGGCCGGAGCCGGGCAGGGGGCCGGCUCAGCCUCCCCCUCCCUCCAAUGGCGAGGCCGCCCCCGGCCCCCGGCCCCUCCUCGCCGUGACGUGCCGGCCCGGGGCAGAGGAGGCUCUUGAGCCCUUGGCUGUCCCUGCAGAAGCUGUAACAAAACGCAGACCCCCAGCGCCGGGCUAAUGGAGGCAACUUAGACAGGAGCAGGCGCGGCGCCUCGUCUCUCCGCGCUGCCUGCUCCCCCCGCCCCGGGCGCGGCGCUCCCCGCCGAGCCGCAGCCCGAGCGCCGCCGGGCCCGCGGCACUGCCUGGCCGCUUGCGCUGCCCCGAUGAUGUUACCGAGCCCCGUCACCUCCACCCCCUUCUCUGUCAAAGACAUCCUCAACCUGGAGCAGCAGCAGGAUCCGCACUAUGCGGCCCAGCUCCCGCACCACCUGGACCACCACUUCCACCCCGCCGCCUGCCUGCUGGCGGCCGCCGACGGCGCCCGCUUCUCCGACGGCGAGGAGGAAGAGGAGGAGGAGAAGCUCUCCUACCUGAGCCCCAUGGCAGCGCCGGGCGGCCAGGCGGACGCGCGGAUCUCCGCCGACAACUACGUGCACGCCGUGCUGCGCGGCUCCUGCGAGGCCCCCGGCCCGGGAGAGGAGCUGGACCCCGCGGCCCGCGACCCAAAGAGCUGCGUCCUGAAGAAGCCGCUGGAGGCGGCGGAGAAGCCGGAGGAGGCGGAGAGGCCGAAGCAGCGGAGCCGGAGGAAGCCGCGCGUCCUCUUCUCCCAGGCGCAGGUCUUCGAGCUGGAGCGGCGGUUCAAGCAGCAGCGUUACCUGUCGGCGCCGGAGCGGGAGCACCUGGCCAGCAGCCUCAAGCUCACCUCCACGCAGGUGAAGAUCUGGUUCCAGAACCGGCGCUACAAGUGCAAGCGGCAGCGGCAGGACAAGUCGCUGGAGCUGGGCGGCCCCGCGGCCCCGCCGCCGCCGCGCAGGGUGGCCGUGCCCGUGCUCGUCCGCGACGGCAAGCCGUGCCUCGGCGGCUCGCAGGGCUACAGCUCCGCCUAUAACGGGCCCUACUCCUACAACGGCUUCCCCGCGUACGGCUACGGCAACGCCGCCUCCUACAACCCCGGCUACGGCUGCACCUACCCGACAGGCACCGGCGGCGCCUCCAUGCAGGCCGCCUGCAGCCCGGCCGCGGCCGCCGGCCCCUUCGUGAACGUGGGCGGCCUGGGGGGCUUCGGCGGCGGCGGGCAGCCCCUCCACCAGGCGGCGGCGGGGCCCUCUUGCAGCCAGGGCGCACUGCAGGGCAUCCGGGCCUGGUAGCCCGCAAGCACUGAGGGCCGGGAGCGGACAGGCGGGACGACCCGGCGGCUCCGGGCCCCAUGGGCCGCCGAGCCCCAUUACAACGCGCACAACGGCCCGGCUGCGCGCCGCGUAACCCGCGCCCUGGACUGCAGGCGCGGCGGCAGCGGCUCGCCGGGAGCUCGGCUCCUCCCGGGGCUCGCGGCGGGCGGAGCGGUGCGGCGCGGCACGGCGCGGAGCGGAGCGGAGCGGCGCGGCAGCACGGGGCAGCCCGAGCUCGGAGCGAAGCGCCGCCGCCGCACGGAGCCCCCCGUGGUGCCGGACCGGGCGCGGCCGGAGCUGAUCGCGCCACGCCACCGGCGCAGCUUUGCUUGUUAAAAAAAAAAAAAAAAAAAAAAAAAAAAAAAAAAAGCCGACGGCAGGGCCGGGGGUCCCGCGGCUCCUCUAUCUACUCUGUAUCGGUUACUGCCAGCGCCAGCUCGCGGAGUCAGUCAAUAAACCAGGUGCAAUAUCCGC